Messenger RNA from Chara braunii, 1537 nucleotides. The record is from the annotation of a GenBank genome assembly. Lineage: Eukaryota; Viridiplantae; Streptophyta; Charophyceae; Charales; Characeae.
UCUCGAAAAAACUGAAGGACAGCGAUGCUUACACCAUGAAGCAGUUGUUCUUGCUUAUCGAGUUGUCGCACAAGAUACCGCCGAAGUGCAUUGAACUCGAUCACAUUGCCGAUUGGCGCCGGGUUGUGGAUCGAUACGUCGACAAAAGCAUCGUCGGCGUGUCGAAAUCGCAUCUCUUCAAAUUCUUCAUGCGUGAUGGCAGUCCCGUCAUGGUGUACAAGAAGUACUGUACCGAUGAGGAAUGGAUGUCGGAAGGCAGACCAGUUCACUGGUUCCCGGUUGUCGAUUGGCAGUAUGCAGGCUCUACCUUCCCUCCACAGCCAUAUGUUAUUCCCCGUGUCGUUAAAGACGAUUUUCAGAUGGCUCGUGACAAUGUCCAAAAAUUUGUGGACGUCCUCAAACAACAUAGACACAUGUGGCAGACAUAUAGGAAGGAGGAGGUCGACAAGCGGGAGGAUGCUUUGUCCUACUGGAAAGCCAUCUUCGUCGAGGCGGACGACAUGAUCCAAAAGCAAAAGAAGAAGGAGACGGAAGAGGGUGAAGAAGAGGAUGUCCUAGGGCCGGACGAGCCGGGGAUCUACCCUCACACCUUCUGGCCACAAUCAGUCGAAACUGUGGAGGAAGUUCAAGAAGUCGACCCUCCUUCGCCAGAUGCUUCGCUUAUAUAUGUAGGACCGAGGGCGGGCCGUCCAAAAGUGGACUUCGACCCUCGGCGCCAUAUAAACCAAGGUGAUUUUCUGGUUGUUAGGCCACCUGAUGAGGAACUGUCUCAAGGUGUCCCGUUCUCGGUUGGCAGAGCACAGUCUGAGGUUGUGGACGACCGUUCCUCACCGCAUUUCGGUUGUUUACGUAUACAGUGGAUGGAUGACGACGACAUACCAUCGUGCGACGUUGUAUAUGAGACAACGUCCUACGAAACCUCGUCGUACGCGAGCGAGUAUUCCUUUUCGAUCGAGAAUGUGGACACGGAUCUUAUCAUCAUGAAUAAAUGCAUUUGGGCACAACAAACGCUUAGUCUUGACAGCGAUUAUCUGCAUAUCGAAGUUGGGGUCGGCCUCGACGGUUACAUUGCACCCGAAACACGUGUUGUUGAUGGACAAACUACAAUAGUUCGUGAUAGAGGAUCAAAUAUGUGGUACCUCUACUGGAUUUUAGAAGAAGUCAAACUUUUGGAAGUUCCAUCUAGUCAGGAGGAGAAGAUGGACGUCGAGGAUAAGGUAGAUGACAAGGAGUCGCUGCGCUUCGAACAAGAGUGGGGUUGUAUGAACGAGCAGCAUGCUAAACUUUGCGCAUGGUACUGCAUCGGGAAGCUGCAGUUGCGUUUUCCUGUGAUCAUAGACUACCAUGGCCGAGUUCGUCUGUUCAACCGUGGCACCCCUGUGCUGACUCUUUUCACGAUGGCCAAGCUUUGUGGUAAGCAAAUGAGAGUUUUCUUCAUGUGCGAGCCCUCGUCCGUCGGUGCUCUCGAGCGCGUCCGUGAAUGAUUCAAAAUAGAUCCUUCGCUCGCAAAAGAGUUGAAUCAAAGGGUUGACUGUUU